ACGAAAGCUCUUUCCGGGUCUGGUCUGCCAGCAAGCCUCCACCAAAACCGGUCGCGUUUCUUUGCUUGGAACCAUCGUCCCUGCUUCUCCCUCUUUCUCUUUCUCUCUCCAUAUUCCCUUCAGCAGCAUGCGCGCUUCUGGGAUUCAAUCGUCAUGAUCCCUAGUCGAGGCGGCCUUGCGACGGCCGCGCUCCUUGCUGCGCGCCGGUCGCUUCCAUCUUCACCACGAUCGCUCGGCCUUGGUCUCGUAGCAGCGUCCCAUUUCCGACAUUUUGACCAGAAUGUGAUCCGGCGGCCCGUCAGUCGUGUUUGGGAGAGCACGACAGUCAAUCCGGAUGCGGCUGCUGUGCCUCCACAUGCUUCAGAAGAGGGGGCUGAUAAGAGUGGGCAUAUCGUCACCCACUCCAACGAGUCCAUUCUCUUCUUCGACAACAUCUUCCCACUCAAGCUCAGCAGUGUGCUAAGUCGCCCUUACAAGACGGACUACGAAGUCACCGACCUGCUCAAACGUUUCGAGACAUCCUCUCUGGGUAUCUUGGACCCAAUCCGCCUAGUCAAGACAGCCAUACCGGAAGACCUACCGAUCAAGGUCACAGAAAUUCUGCCACGGCUAAAAGAUGGAGGCGCAUAUGUCAAGUUCCGGCAUGAUGCCAACAUAGACCCUGCAGAGAUUGAAGCUCAGUUGGCCAAGAGCCUCAAGGAGAGGCCUAUUAAGCCUUGGUUCAGCCUCUUUCGCCCUGUCAACGCCCGCCUUGUGCAGGGCACUCCAUGGCUCGAGGACCUGUAUCGCUUUCCGUCAAGCCUCAUCAAGGUCGAAUUUGUUCCUCCGAUCCCUGGAACCGCCCCUGAAGAACUCUCAGAAGAGACCCUUUACACCCUGUUCCGCAAGUACGGCAAAAUCGCAGACAUUAUACCUCAGCCUACCGAUUCAAAGGUCACACCUCGCUAUGCUCAACUUGGAUUCCCCGUGACAAGGGAUGCCAUCAUGGCUCGCAACUGUAUGCAUGGCUUCAUUGUGAGCGAGGCUCUUGGAGGCGGCAAUAGCGGUACCAAGCUUCGAUUGUCUUUUGAGAAGCGCGUCAAGGCGCACAGCAUCUGGAACUGGCUGACCAGCCAUCCCCGUAUCGUUAUCCCCGUCAUCGCUGCCCUGGUUGCCGGUCUCUCGGUUCUCAUUUUCGACCCUAUUCGCGAGUUCUUCAUCAAGCUUCAUGUUCAGCACUCACUGGAAUUCAAGGAUUCCAAGAUUUACAAGUGGUUUAAGAAACAGACUGGCAACUUUGGGUUGACAGGCAAGAAGAAGAGCAACGACGGUCUGAGUGAAGUUUGGAAUCAUCGACGUGAUGCGAUUGAAAAGGUGCAUGGCUGGCUUGAUGAGACAUCCGACACAUUCAUCGUCGUCACUGGGCCCAAGGGCUCGGGCAAGGUCGAAAUGGUCAUGGAGCAGGCUCUGGAAGGUCGCAAGAACGUGCUUAAACUGGACUGCAGGCGAAUCGUUGAGGCCAGAGGCGAAGCUGGCACCAUCAAGCGGCUCGCAACUGCUGUUGGCUAUCGUCCUGUCUUUUCUUGGGCCAAUAGCAUGAGCAGCAUGAUCGACCUCGCCGUGCAAAGCACCACGGGUGUCAAGGCAGGCUUUUCGGAAACCCUCGAGUCUCAGCUCAACAAGAUUCUGCAGACGACAACUGGCGCCCUCAAGGAUGUUGCCGUUUCAUCUCGCAACAAGAAGGAUAGCGAUGCCAAGCUGUCAGAGGAUGCCUGGCUCGAGGCUCACCCUGAGCGCAGACCUGUCAUCGUCGUCGACAACUUCCUCCACAAGGGCGAGGAGAACAGCAUCAUUUACGACAAGAUUGCCGAGUGGGCAGCAACAGUGGUUCAGAACAAUGUCGCUCAUGUCAUCUUCCUGACUACCGACUCGGCGUACUCGAAGCCCCUGGCCAAGGCCUUGCCUGAUCGACUCUUCCGUACAGUCUCUUUUGGUGACCUCGCCCCCGAUGUUGCCAAGAACUUUGUUCUCAGCCGCCUCAAGGACCAGAUCGCUGCUGAGGAGAAGGCCCGUCAGGAAGACGGCGAUGACACUGAGAAACGCCCGAUGCCACGCUUAAACAUGAUGGAGCUCGACCAGUGUAUCGACACGCUCGGCGGCCGACUCACUGACUUGGAGUUCCUGGCACGUCGUCUCCGGACUGGCCAAUCUCCCAAGGAGGCGAUGGAGGAGAUUGUCUCUGAGACUGCCACUGAUAUCGUUCGCAUGUUCCUCCUGGGCAAGCCCUCUGACAUUGAGGGCAAGAAGUUUUCUUCCCAGCAGGCGUGGCACCUCAUCAAGUCCCUUGCCCAGAACCCAAACCUACGGUAUAACCAGAUCCUCCUCUCGGCGCCCUUUUCCUCGGCCGCAGCAGCGGGUGCGACCGAUGCAGAUGCGGCUAUCGAUAGCCUAGCUAGCUCAGAGCUCAUUGCCGUUCAGUCGUAUCAGGGCCGACCGAUGACCAUCACGGCUGGCAAGCCUCUCCACCAAGCCGCCUUCUCAGUACUUCUCCACGAUCGUGUGCUCAAGGCCAAGAUGGACUACGACAUCCUUAACGACUCGUCCAAGGCCGAGGCCCGUUCCAUUGACAAGGUCGAGAAUGAGCUGGCGCUGCUCGGUAGCCUGCCCCGACAAACAGGUGAGACAGCUGGACGCAUCACCUUCCUGCUCCGCAAGCUCGAGGAUAGCCAAGCCAAGAUUGCCAAGUGGGAUAGGGAGAUGACCGAGUUGAAGAAGGUCUUGAACGAGGAAUUUUGA
Fusarium keratoplasticum is the source of this 2775-nucleotide messenger RNA. Its product is annotated as Mitochondrial escape protein 2. The record is from RefSeq and is a predicted model, not a curated record. Gene Ontology annotation, cellular component: mitochondrial inner membrane. Bases 154 to 2775 code for a protein of 873 amino acids. Gene Ontology annotation, molecular function: RNA binding. NCBI's taxonomy places the organism in Eukaryota, Fungi, Ascomycota, Sordariomycetes, Hypocreales, Nectriaceae. The transcript is spliced from 3 exons.